Messenger RNA from Mercurialis annua (annual mercury), 2508 nucleotides. RefSeq lists its product as uncharacterized. NCBI's taxonomy places the organism in Eukaryota, Viridiplantae, Streptophyta, Magnoliopsida, Malpighiales, Euphorbiaceae. The record is from RefSeq and is a predicted model, not a curated record. The transcript is spliced from 6 exons. The coding region runs from base 1 to 2508 and encodes 835 amino acids.
AUGUUCUUCCUCGGGGACUUUUUUGUUACAUGUAUGCUCCGCGGAAAAGGAACGAAAUUCAAUGGUCUAAAUCUGCGACUUCUGUGUCUGGAACUGUGGGAAAUUUCUAGCAUUGACUUAAAUCAGUAUGGGGAUGUAGCUCAAAUGGUAGAGCGCUCGCUUUGCAUGCGAGAGGCACGGGGGUCUCUCAUUUUAGUUUUUCUUAGACCAUCUGCAAAUAUUGAAGUGCUGAAAUUGGCUGGAUUCAUGAUGGAAGCUGUCUCUUUCAUAUCUGAGCAAUUAUCUUCUGAGGAUUGUGACUCUCUUACCAGGGAAGUUUUGGUAGAGGAAGUGAAGCAGGCUGUGUUUUCAAUAGGCUCUGAUAAGGCAGCUGGCCCUGAUGGGUAUAAUAGUUUUUUCUACAAAUCAACAUGGGAUAUCUUAAGUGCUGAUCUAACUAAAGCUAAUCAGUCUGCCUUUGUGCCUAAAAGAUGUAUUGCCCAUAAUAUAAUGUUGGCUCAUGAGUUAGUUAAAAACUAUCAUAGGAAUAAUGGUACUCCUAGGUGUCUUCUUAAAAUUGACCUUAGGAAGGCUUAUGAUUCAAUUUCUUGGGAUUUUGUGGAGGAAAUGCUCAUAGGCCUUAACUUCCCUAAUAGUUUCAUUACUCUUGUGAUGAAUUGUAUCAGAACCCCUACUUUCAGUGUUUCUUGGAAUGGUAACCUAGGUGAGAAAUUCAGUUCUUCUAAAGGCUUGAGACAAGGGGACCCUAUGUCUCCCCUUAUUUUUGUUAUGUGCAUGGAUUACCUCUCUAAGAUGCUGUCCAAUGUCAACAAUGAUUUUCAGUACCAUUCAGGGUGUAAGAAGCUUAAUUUGAAUCAUUUAAUAUUUGCUGAUGAUUUACUCCUCUUUUGUCAUGGUGAUAAAAACUCUAUAGCUGUUCUUAAUGAUAAGCUGAAGUGUUUUAAAGAAACUUCAGGUCUGAGUGUCAAUGUUAACAAAAGUCAACUGUUUUGUUGCAAUGUUGAUAAUACUGUGAAGGAUGAUAUGUUGAGGAUUUUGGGGUUUAAAGAGGGUAUUCUGCCUAUGCGUUACCUAGGGAUUCCUCUGAUUUCAACUAGAUUAACUAAGGAGGAUUGCAAGGGUAUUGUGAAGAAGAUUACAGGGAGGAUUCAUAGCUGGACCAGCAAGUCCUUGUCCUAUGCAGGUAGGAUUCAGCUCAUCAACUCUGUGCUCAUGAGUAUGCACAUCUUUUGGGCUUGCAUUCUGCUCCUUCCCAAGAGUGUGUGUAAAGAUAUACAAAGAAUAUGUGCUAGAUUCUUGUGGUCUGGUAAGAAUGAAGGCAACUACAAUGCUAUGGUCUCAUGGGAGGAUAUCUCAAAGCAGAAGUCAGAAGGAGGGCUAGGUGUGAAGAAUAUCCAUGUUUGGAAUAAAGCUGCCAUUACUAAGCAUAUUUGGCAGAUUUAUAACUCUCCCGACUCUCUAUGGGUGAAAUGGAUUAAGAUUAACAAGAUAAAAGAUAGAAGCUUUUGGAAGGUUAACUGCAAUGACAAAGCCAGCUGGAUUUGGAGAGGGAUUCUCAAAAUUAGACCUGAUGCCAGAAAAGUGAUUGAUUACAGAAUGGGGGAUGGGUCUAGAACUGAAUUCUGGAAUGACCCUUGGAUUCAGGGCUGCACCUUGAUGGAAAAAUUUCCUAGGGUUAAGAUGAAAGACACAGACAUUCAAAGGAAUACUAAAGUUGCUGCUCUUUGGAGAAAUAACAGAUGGGAUUUACCUGACCCUAGUGAUGAAGCUACUGAUGAAGCUUGGGAUUACAUUAAGCUGAAUUACAGUCUCAACUGCAAUGCUGAAGAUAAAAUUGAAUGGAAAGUUGUAGAUCACAACAAUUUUUCCAUUAGCAAAACUUGGAAAGAGUAUAAAAACAGUUUUGAUGGGGUGCCCUGGUUUAAAAUUGUCUGGGGGAAGAACUCUAUCCCCAGACACAAUUUCAUCUUAUGGUUGGCUUUAAAGUGCAGGCUCAAGACUAAAGAUAAGCUUAAAGCUUGGGGGGUAACUACAGAUGACCAUUGUGAGCUGUGUGGGAAUGGGAGAGAAACCAUUGAUCACUGUUUUUUUGAUUGUACCUUUGCUGCUGAAGUGUGGAGGAAUAUGAGACCCAUUUGCAGAAUGUAUCAGCAGAUUAACUCAUGGAGAAGGCUCAUAAGUUGGUUUACCAGGAAAGCUACUGGAAAAAGCACUCUUGCCAAUAUUAGAAGAGUUACCCUUGCUGCAGUGGUAUAUACCUUAUGGAACACCAGGAACAGGAAAAUAUUUCUGAAGGAAGACAGUGUGCCCAGCAUUGUUGUGAAGAGAAUCAGAAGUAUUCUUUUGGACAAAUUCAAUGGUUACAGUAAUAGUAACACUCUCACUAGGGUUAAGGUUAGCUGGGUUGUUUCUUUCUGGUGCAAGGCUGAGGCUUCUGUAACAGUCUUUCUGCAGAAAAGGAUCUUGGAUUUUUUAGUUGCUGUUGCUGCUGUGUUGCUUUCUGCCUAG